UGGUGCAUUCCCCAUCUACGUACUGAGCUGAAAUGAAGUCUUCUGCAUCUCCAACAGUCAUUGCAUCUCCUUCCCAAGCUGUGGCCAUCAACAAUGUUGCAGAUAUCAGUGUGAUCACCCUGUACUUUGUUUUAGUCAUUGGCAUUGGAUUGUGGUCCAUGUGUAGGACGAACCGUGGAACAGUGGGUGGAUACUUCUUGGCAGGGAGGAACAUGAAAUGGUACACUAUUGGAGCCUCGCUUUUUGCCAGUAAUAUCGGAAGUGGACAUUUUGUUGGAUUAGCAGGCACAGGAGCAGCAAAUGGUUUAGCAGUCGGUGGCUUUGAGUGGAAUGCCCUGUUUGUUGUAUUACUUCUGGGUUGGCUUUUCGUUCCAGUUUAUCUGACAGCCGGGGUCAUCACCAUGCCCCAAUACCUAAUGAAGAGGUUUGGAGGAAACCGAAUUAGACUAUACCUAUCUCUUAUCUCUCUCUUCCUUUACAUAUUUACCAAAAUUUCGGUGGACAUGUUCUCUGGAGCAGUUUUCAUCCAACAAGCUCUGGGGUGGAACAUCUACGUUGCAGUUAUUGCACUGUUGAUUAUUACUUGUAUCUACACUGUCACAGGGGGACUUGCUGCUUUGAUGUAUACAGACACAGUACAGACAUUGGUGAUCAUCGCUGGAGCGUUUGUGCUAAUGGGAUACUCCUUCCAUGAAGUUGGGGGUUAUCAGGCAUUGGUAACCAGAUACAAGGACGCCAUACCCAUCAGGCACAAUUCAACAGAUCCAUCCCGCUACAACAUCUCUGACCAGUGCUACCUUCCCCGGGCGGACUCGUUCAACCUCCUGCGGGACGCAGUCAGUGGUGACUUACCCUGGCCAGGAUUAGUCUUUGGCAUAACCAUCAUUGGAGUUUGGUUCUGGUGCAGUGAUCAGGUCAUUAUCCAACGUUGCUUAGCAGCAAAGAACCUGACACAGGUGAAGGCCGGCUGUGUUCUGUGCGGUUACAUGAAGUUGCUGCCCAUGUAUCUGAUGGUCUUGCCAGGCAUGAUCAGUCGAAUUCUAUAUCCAGAUGACAUCGCCUGUGUUGUGCCAGAGGAGUGUGAGCGCGUCUGUGGUACCCCAGUUGGCUGCUCGAAUAUUGCUUACCCAAAGCUGGUGGUGUCCCUCAUGCCCAAUGGACUACGUGGCUUGAUGCUCGCAGUGAUGUUGGCAGCCCUUAUGAGCUCACUUGCAUCCAUCUUCAACAGCAGCAGCACCCUCUUCACCAUGGACAUCUGGGCCCGGAUCCGGAAGGAUGCCAGCAACAAGGAGCUGAUGAUUGUUGGCAGGGUCUGGAUUCUCUGCAUUGUCACGAUCAGCAUUGCUUGGAUACCUGUGGUACAGGCAGCACAAAGCGGACAACUCUUCGACUAUAUCCAGGCUACCACCAGUUAUUUAGCACCACCCAUUGGCGCAGUUGUCUUGCUGGGUGUCUUUGUGAAGAGGGUCAAUGAGCCAGGUGCCUUCUGGGGUUUGAUCGGAGGUCUGGCCAUGGGACUCUGUCGUAUGAUAGCUGAGUUUGUCUAUGGCACAGGCAGCUGCAUCUUCCCCUCCUCCUGCCCAUUUGUUUUCUGUGGAAUCCACUACCUCUAUUUUGCCAUCAUUCUGUUCACCUGUACAUGUAUCCUGGUCCUCGUUAUCUCCUUCCGCACUCCAAAGAUCGAAGAGAAGCAUCUUCAUCGUGUGGUAUACAGCCUCCGUUACAGCCAGGCUGAAAGGGUUGACUUGGACGUUACGGAAAAGCCAAAGACAAAUAUGAAAACUCAAGUAGACGUAGAAAACGGCAUUGCUGACAUGCACCCAGAGACAACAGUUGCAGAGCCAAAGAAGAAAAGGAACAUAUUUAUUGUAUGUUGUGCUUGGUUCUGUGGCAUCAGUUCUGAGCCGGUGCCAGAACCAACAGAAGAGGAAAAGGCAGAGGCUAUGAAGGAAUUGACAGACAUAAGUGAGAAUACCACCUGGAAUACUGUGGUUAAUAUAAAUGUCAUUAUCAUGAUGUGUAUUGCAAUCUUUCUGUGGGGCUUCUAUGCUUAAUAAAACAUAACUU
Molecule: messenger RNA, 2067 nt
Organism: Mobula hypostoma (lesser devil ray)
Lineage: Eukaryota; Metazoa; Chordata; Chondrichthyes; Myliobatiformes; Myliobatidae
Gene: slc5a2
Product: solute carrier family 5 member 2
Exons: 15
Coding region: 33-2054 (673 amino acids)
Biological process (GO): sodium ion transport; transmembrane transport
Cellular component (GO): plasma membrane
Molecular function (GO): D-glucose:sodium symporter activity
Source: RefSeq, a predicted model, not a curated record